AUGCCAUCCACCAAGCAGCAGCGAGCACGCCGCCAGACCGCACCAUCUGGUCCGCCGCGAAAGCCAACCAUCGCCGAAACCCGGCUGACUCUCGAACCACCAUUGGAACAUCCCGACAGCCUUCAGAAAUGGAGUGUUCCUAAGUGUGACAAUGAACUCGAAUUCUCUGAAUGGUUCAAUGGCGUGAAGGAUGACCUGAUCGAGGAGAGCUACGACCAAUACCAAAACUGCUUGGACGACCUGCAACAAUCGCGUGAGCACAUUGAUGACAUAUUGACGAACACCUUGACCCUCCUCGACUCGCUUUCACAUCUGGCUAAAGAGUUCAAUGCCGUCGAGUCGCAAACCUCCAAUUUCGAGAAACAAUGCGAGGGUCUCCUAGCUGCCCAGGAGCGGGAUACAAAGCUUGCAAAUGGUAUACAGACCAAUCUUCACUACUACGAGUUUCUGGAUCCUGCUUCACGGCGACUCAAUGCCCCUGGUGCCGGGAACACGGUUCGCGAUGAGGAAUUCUCCGACAUGCUUCGACGGCUCGACGUUUGUUUGGACUAUAUGGAAACGCAUCCCGAGCAAAAGGAGGCGGAGGUCUAUCGGUCGAGAUACCGAUUGCUUUUGACCCGUGCUCUUACCCUUAUCCGAGGCAAUUUCGUGUCGUCUCUUCGCGAGAUCUAUCAAAGCGUUUCGAAAAAGCUAUCAGACCAGUCACUGAACGACACUGCUCUAUCGGCCCUCCUUUAUGCCAAGUUCAGGGUUGGCGCUCCAGAGUUGAAACAAAUUGGGGUGGAAAUCCAAAAGCGAGCCGUUCCACCGUUGAAUCCAGAUCAGAACAACGAGGCAGAAUACCAGAGCUUGAUGAAUGAGCUGCAUAGCAAUUACGCUGCGACUCGUGUACGACUCAUUGUACCGCUAGCUCGCAAGAAACUCAACGAAAUCACGCAGACUCCCAGUUCAUCGAAGGAUCUCGUCGCGUUUGCCCGAGCGAGUAUCGGUUACAUCCGUGGGCUAUGCCUGGACGAAUACGACUUGUGGGGUGAAUGGUUCCACGGUCAGGUAGGAUUAUAUGAUUUUCUGGAGACCAUUUGUGAGCCACUUUAUGACCAUCUCCGCCCUCGAAUUAUCCACGAGACCGAUAUUCGCAAUCUAUGCCAGCUCUGCACUCUCCUCCAGACUCGAUACUUCCUAGAUCCCGAGGAAGAACCAGAACAAACCGAUGCAAACCAACUUGACUUCUCCAUUCUGAUCCAACCUGCUUUGCAAGAUGUUCAGACUCGUCUGGUCUUCCGGGCCCAGGCGGUGCUUCGUGAUGAAAUCGAGAGAUACAAACCCCGCCCAGAGGACGUUGACUAUCCCAUGCAUAGUAAACAAGUGUCCCUAACUGUGACGGAUACUCAAAUCUCGGGGAAGAAAGAUACAUCUGCUGACACGAUGAUUGACAUGACUAAGACUGCCCAUGGGGGCGACGAAACCACCGCCGCAUCGGAGCAGGAUGGAAAGUGGGACUUUGAGACUCAAACUGCGCUUAAGGGUUGGUAUCCAACCUUGCGAAAGGCGAUUUGGCUCCUCAGUCGGAUCUAUCGUCUUGUAAAUUCUACUGUCUUUGACGAUCUUGCCCACCAAAUCGUCCAUCAAACCACCCUGUCUCUUCACAGUGCCAGCACUAUCAUCUCCAGCAAAUCUACUCCUGCAGAUGGUCAACUCUUCCUGAUGAGUCAUCUUCUCAUCCUGAAGCAACAGAUCGUCGCCUUCGACAUCGAAUACGUGGCCCCGGAGGUUUCAAUUGAUUUCUCGGGCGUAACAAGCACAUUCUGGGAACUUAGAGAGCGGGGCGGCCUCUUCAAUCCGCGCAACUUGAUGCGCCUUGUCGGUCAUGGACUCCUUCCCCGUGUCGUAGAAAACAUGCUUGACGCCAAAGUCGAACUGGAUGGCCGCCUCCGAACUGUCAUCAACGACUUUAUCAAUGCCUUCGCGUCUCGCAUGACGGCUUCACUCCCCACAAAAUUCAUCGAUACACGCAACUUGCAAUACGGUGAACUCGUUCAUCCCUCCUGUCGCACAAUCGAGAAAGAGGUACCGGCCCUACGCAAGAUCCUCAACGAGUACAUUGAUGAUACGCGGAUGAAGGAAACUCUCGUUGGUGCGGUACAGGAUCGCACAAUUCAGAUUUACGAGGACUUCUUCGAGAAAUACACCUCAUCCGAGAAAGGCAAGGGCCAUGCCGUUAAUAAACUUGGCAAGGGCCGGGACGAUGCAGUGUGGGAUGUGGAGACCUUUGCCGUGUGGUGUGAGGGUGUUUUCCGAGUCGGCGUCGCGGGUCUACAAUCUGAGCAGGUGGAUGACCUCGCCGAGGAUGAUGACGACCUAUUGAGUCAGGGCUCUUAG
Molecule: messenger RNA, 2379 nt
Organism: Penicillium daleae
Lineage: Eukaryota; Fungi; Ascomycota; Eurotiomycetes; Eurotiales; Aspergillaceae
Product: Golgi transport complex subunit COG3
Exons: 4
Coding region: 1-2379 (792 amino acids)
Biological process (GO): autophagy; Golgi organization; intra-Golgi vesicle-mediated transport
Cellular component (GO): membrane; cis-Golgi network; COG complex
Source: RefSeq, a predicted model, not a curated record